AUGACAAACCCCGAGAUCACUCUGGCAUGGUCCGCCGUGUUCAGAGUGGCGCCCAAGUCCACCAAGACAUUACCAGGCGACAAGAUCCUCCUACCACAAUCCGCCCUUGAGCAGUUAUUAGCAGCGUCAACCGUGACAGCCACAUCCUCGAGCCGACCACCGAAUGCCACCACCUUUGAUCCCUUCAAUCCAUACUCCCUCGCCGCAGCAAGAGCUGAGCAGUCCCAAUGGCGAGACACCCAACAACAGCUUCCCCAUCCUCUGACUUUCCGACUGGUCAAUACGAAAAAUGGAAACGUGGUACACGCGGGUAUACGAGAGUUCUCGGCGGAAGAAGGGGAAAUAGGAUUAAGUCCAUUUCUGUUAGAGGCUCUUGGAGUCACAGCGCCGAAAGCGAAGACCAAGCCGGAAUAUAUACAUUCGAAUAGUCCCGAAGCUCCUAAUGCGCCUAUUGAUCUCACAGACGAAGAAGAUGACGUUCCACAAAUCACAGUGCAUGCGAAGCAGCUGCCAAAGGGAACUUACGUGAGGUUACGUCCAUUGGAGGCUGGAUAUAAUCCGGAAGACUGGAAGUCUUUGCUGGAACGACAUCUGCGAGAAAACUUUACAACCCUGACGAAUGGGGAAAUGUUGACUGUCAGGGGCUCUAAGUCAGAAGAGUUCCGGUUUUUAAUCGACAAGUUUUCGCCAGAGGGCGAUGGGAUAUGUGUCGUUGAUACAGAUUUGGAGGUUGAUAUUGAGGCGUUGAAUGAAGAGCAGGCACGAGAAACACUGAAGCAAAUACUGGCCAAGGCGCAGAAGGCACCAGGAAGUGCUGAGGGAAGCUCAGUUGGAGGUGAUCUGAAUAUUUGGAAACCAUCAACAGGUCAAGUUCUUAACGGGGAUUAUGUGGAUUUCAAACUUCCUUCGUGGGAUCGAUCACAGGGAAUUGAAAUUGAGUUGACGACGGAGGAAGGAAAUGAUGUGGAGCUUUUCGUGAGUCCAUACUCACCGCAUCAACGAGCAAGGCCACGUGAGGACGAACAUGUAUUUGGAGAUUUCAGUAAUCAAAUUUCGAAGAGAGUUGUCAUUCAACCGUCCAAUGUGGAAUUAGAGAAUGCGGAAGCAUUGUUCGUCUCUGUUUAUGCACACCUAGCAUCCGAUUCCCCGACUUCACCUCAUGUAUUCUCGCUGCGGGUGAAAUCCUUACUAAAGGAAGCCUUGGCGGGAGGAUCAACCAACCCAAUUACAGUUGAAGAAGAUACGGAGAUGCAUAGCCCAGAUGAGGAGCAAUGCAAGAAUUGCCACCAAUGGAUUCCUAAACGAACCAUGAUGCUCCAUGAGAACUUCUGUCUUCGAAAUAACAUACUCUGCCCCCACUGUCAAAACGUGUUUCAAAAACGGUCUGAAGAGUGGGAAAAUCAUUGGCAUUGUGACCAGGACUCCGAGUAUGGGAAUUCGCCUUCUAGCAAAGCAAAGCACGACGAAAUUUUCCAUAUUGCUCGACCUUGUCCGAACUGUCUGUAUAAAGCUACGAAUCUCAGAGAUCUAGCUUCUCACCGAACUUCGAUAUGCCCCGGUAAGAUCAUCCUUUGUCAAUUCUGUCACUUGGAGGUCCCGCAGGAAGGCGACCCCUUUGAUCCGUCUCCCGAAGCGCUCAUCUCAGGACUCACAGCACACGAGCUUGCAGAUGGCGCGAGGACUACUGACUGCCAUCUUUGCUCGAAAAUUAUACGACUUCGAGAUAUGGCGACCCACCUGCGCCACCACGCAAUGGAGAAGUCAUCACGGUCAAAGCCGACAAUAUGCCGGAAUGUGAACUGCGGGCGCACUCUUCAUGGUGUUGGCAAGAAUGGUGAAAUUGGCGCAGGAAGCCGGAUGGGCCAGGGACCUGGAAACGAUCUCGGCCUCUGUAGCAUUUGCUUCGGACCGUUGUAUGUCAGUAUGCACGAUCCAGAAGGUAGAGCUCUCAAAAGACGGGUUGAGCGCCGGUAUCUUGGGCAGAUGAUCAAGGGAUGUGGGAACAUUUGGUGCAAAAACGAGUAUUGCAAGACUGUCAAGGCCAAGUCUGGGAAAGCAGGUGUUGCACUCUCUACUCAAGAAGCGUUGCCCUUGGUGAAGCCGCUGAUGGACACUUACUCUGAUCGCAACGCACCCAUGUACUUCUGCGUGGACGAGGGAAGUCAGAAGAGGAGAAAGCUGGCUGAGAUGUUGGCUGCUGAAAACGCCUUUGAUCUUGAAUGGUGUCUUGCGGCUGUCGAGGCCGAGACGGGUAAUUUAGACCGUGCAAGACAAUGGUUGGAGAAUUGGGCACCGAAGAGGUUAUGA
Lachnellula hyalina is the source of this 2307-nucleotide messenger RNA. It is a transcript of the gene TRAFD1, whose product is annotated as TRAF-type zinc finger domain-containing protein. The record is from RefSeq and is a predicted model, not a curated record. Gene Ontology annotation, cellular component: VCP-NPL4-UFD1 AAA ATPase complex. Gene Ontology annotation, molecular function: polyubiquitin modification-dependent protein binding. NCBI's taxonomy places the organism in Eukaryota, Fungi, Ascomycota, Leotiomycetes, Helotiales, Lachnaceae. Bases 1 to 2307 code for a protein of 768 amino acids. The transcript has a single exon.